AUCAAAUUUGUUCGUUGAUCGCAUUUCCGUCUCCCAACCUCAAAUGUAAUAAUGUUCGUGUGCGCUUACGUAAUGUGUGUAAUAUGUAUCAACAAUUAGUAAACAUAGCGCAUCAUCACCAUCAAUGGACUACCUGGGUGAAGGCAUCGCCAUCGCGAUAAACGGCGUCGUCUUCACGUAUGUCCUCAAGCAGUUCCUGCGCCGGCAACAUGCCGUCUCAAUGGUGCAAGGCGCUCCUCUGCUGGAAAUCAACAGGGAGUUGAAAGACAUUGUAGACACACAUCCAGACAAGAAACUCAACUAUGUCGCAGUCAAAGGUGUUAUUGCUCCAAUUGGCAAGCCUAUCCAAAGUGUCAACAACAGAGAUAUCGAAGGUGUUAUACAGUUGAUCAAAACUCAGGAACAUGUGGUGCAAAGAUCAUCAGCUGGUUUCUGGUCGGAUCAUGAAAGAGUCAUUCAGGAGUCCAAAAAUGUCAUGCCUUUUGCACUGGAAGCGAAUGGAUUCCAAGUGGAAAUUGUUGAUCCACUCGCUGCUGAUAUUUUAGACCUUGAUGUGAUAUCAGAUAUCUUUGAACCCACAUCCCCUGGUGUUCUGCAACAUAUUUAUGGUUUUGUAAUGGGUUUGAGGCAGAAAGGCAUUCAGAAAACCGAACAAAUGUUACGUACGGGCACAAUUAUGACUGGCAUUGGUGAAUUAUCCAAAUCGUAUGAUGGUAAAUCGUUAAAAUUACAGCCUGCAGCAAAUACGCCAUUUUAUUUAACAAAUUUACAUGUUACUUCAUUAAUUAAGAAGCUAGGUGAACAGAAACGUAAUUAUAUGUGGUUAACGAUAAUAUCUGGUUCAUUGGGCGUUGUACUUAUUGGUUUGAUAGCUCGAAGAGUUUACAACAAUUAUUCAAAGGCAAUUGACAAAGAUGCGAAGAAAAAACGAGUUCGAGCUCAUGAUGAUACACUAUCAGAGAUACAAUUGUGUAUAGUGUGUAAAGAAAAUCCUAGAGAAAUCAUAUUAUUACCUUGCGGACACGUGUGUUUAUGUGACGAUUGUUCCGAAAAUAUUCAAGAUAAAUGUCCAGUGUGUCGAAAACCAAUUCAAUCCAAAGCAGAGGCUUACAUUUCGUAACAAAACUUCGCACCAUCAGGUAGACGGUAUAUUAAAGCAUUAGGCACUCUAACAAACUAUUUACAUUAGUUAUUGAUUGAAAGAAGGAAUUUAUUUAUUGUAAAUUUUGUAAUAUAACCUUUAUGUUUGCGCCUCUGGUUAGGCAGUCAAAUAUACACCAAAAUUAA
Messenger RNA from Dalotia coriaria, 1287 nucleotides. RefSeq names its product mitochondrial E3 ubiquitin protein ligase 1-like. Gene Ontology annotation, molecular function: ubiquitin-protein transferase activity. The record is from RefSeq and is a predicted model, not a curated record. NCBI's taxonomy places the organism in Eukaryota, Metazoa, Arthropoda, Insecta, Coleoptera, Staphylinidae. Bases 125 to 1120 code for a protein of 331 amino acids. The transcript has 5 exons. Gene Ontology annotation, biological process: protein ubiquitination; organelle organization.